Messenger RNA from Dictyostelium discoideum AX4, 1542 nucleotides. RefSeq lists its product as hypothetical. The transcript is spliced from 2 exons. The coding region runs from base 1 to 1542 and encodes 513 amino acids. Gene Ontology annotation, molecular function: opioid growth factor receptor activity; signaling receptor activity. Lineage: Eukaryota; Evosea; Eumycetozoa; Dictyosteliales; Dictyosteliaceae. The record is from RefSeq and is a predicted model, not a curated record. Gene Ontology annotation, cellular component: membrane.
AUGAAAACUAAAAAUAUUCAAAAACCAUUACCACAAAAAAGAACAUCAUAUUUUUAUUGUAUAAAUAUAAAGAAUUUAACAACAAAUGUAGAUAAAAUUAUAACAAUAUAUCCACAAAAUUGUGAUUGUACUUGUAAUUGUUCAUUCCCUUUCUCUCAAACUAGAAAAUUACAACAACAACAACAACAACAACAACAACAACAACAACAACAACAACAACAAAAUACUACAACAAAAACAACAACAAGAUCAACAUCAAAAUCGACAUCAACAUCAACAUCAGCAACAACACCAAUAUUUCAAUUAGAAGGUAGUGGUGAAUGUACAUGUAGUUGUAAUUGUGAAAAUAAUAAUAAUAAUCAAAUAAUAACAGGUAAAAAUAAUAAUGAAUUAAUAUUUAAAUAUUUUAAAUUUAAAUGUUGUUUAUGUCUAUGCCAUAAUAGAGAAUUUUAUUUAAAAAUUAUUCAAUUAAAAUCAUCAACUACAUUAUUAGAUAAAUGUUUUAUUGAAGAGUAUAAUACUUUUACAAAAGUAGUAACUUCAAAUAGUAAUAAUAAUAAUAAUGAUGAGGAAGAAGAAAAAGAAGAAGAAGAAGAAGAAGAAGAUAUAAGAAUUUAUUUUAAUAAUUUAAAUAAUAAUGAAUUUAUUAUUAAUGAUUAUAGUAGUGAAAUAUUUUUAAGUAUACAACAAAAUAAUAAAAUUAUAAAAUAUCAUUUAUGUAUUGACGAAUUACCAUUGAAUAAAUUUAAGAAUUUUCAAUUUUAUAAGAAUAAAUUAAGUUCUAAACCAGAUGGUGAUCGUAUUGAUGCAAUUCAUGCAGAAUGGUAUAACAAUUUAAAUAAAUUAGAAUAUCAUCAUGGUUAUGUUCAAUGGUUAUUCCCAUUAUAUGCAAACAAUGGUAUGAAUUAUCAAGCAUAUGCAUUGGAUAGGAUUGAAUCGAAAUUAUUUAGAAAUGAUAUUGAUAUUGCAAAGAGAAUCAUUAAAUCCUAUGAAUUAAUGUUAAAUUUCUAUGGUAUUAGAUUAGUUAAUAAACAUACUGGUCAAUUGGAAAGAUCAAAAGAUUUACAGCAUUCAAAGAAACAAUUCAAUAAUUUAUCAAAUAAUUCUCAUAAUAAUUUACGUAUUAGUAGAAUCAUCACUUUCUUAGGUUUAGUUGGUUUUAAAAGAUAUAAAAAACCUUUAGUAGAUUUCUUAAAAUAUCAUAUUAAUAAUGGUAAUUUAUCAAUUUCAAAAUAUAGUAUAAAAAAUUAUUGGGAACCUUUAAUUGAUUAUUCAAAAUCAAAUUCAAAAUGGUAUUUUGAAAAUACAUUAGAGAAUGAUAAUGAUAAUGAAGAAUCAAUUUAUUUUCAUUAUAUUCAUGAUAUUGAAAGAGCAGAGAAUCAAGAGAAACAAAAGAAUGAAGAGAAAGAUAAAACAGAGAGUGUAGAGGAAGAAUAUGAUAUAAAUGACGAUGAUGAUGAUGGGACAGAUAUUGAAGAUUGUAGUAAAAAAAUUUUUAAUGAUAAAUAUAGUUUACAUCAAAAUAAUUAUUUAUAUAAUUAG